Messenger RNA from Puccinia triticina, 708 nucleotides. RefSeq lists its product as uncharacterized. The transcript is spliced from 2 exons. The coding region runs from base 1 to 708 and encodes 235 amino acids. The record is from RefSeq and is a predicted model, not a curated record. Lineage: Eukaryota; Fungi; Basidiomycota; Pucciniomycetes; Pucciniales; Pucciniaceae.
AUGUCUAGCCAGCCACCACCUCCCCUGGAAGCGGAUGAGCAAGCUCAGCGCCGGCUCAUCAUUGAACGGGUCCUCAAGCGCGUCAGAUUAUCAAAGGCAAAGCGUGCAUUACAGACACGUCUUCGUCUGGCGGGCUUUAAAGCAUCGCACGGGUGGCAGGACGUCUCCUUUGAACAAAUCGAGCCACAGCUGAUGGGCACAAUAUUGAAGCAAAAACAAGUCGAACUAGCGCCAACACGAGUCCGCCGACAGUCAAAUCCCACCUCUCAACCCUCCGAACUAUCCCCGCACAUAUACCCUGGCAAUAAUCUUUCUCAGCCCGUGUGGGCAACCCCUGACCACAGACUUACCAGCUAUAAUUCAGAAGCUGAAAGCACUCACGCAUUUUCUCUCCGGACGACGCCUCAAAUGACCACUGGCACUUUCAGCGCACCGCCCUCAACCCAACCCCGAUCUCAAAUUCAACCGUUCUCAUACCCCCACACACCCGAACAAAUCAUCCGCUCAAAGUGGAGCAUGUCUCGAAUCCCCAGUCAGGCCCAUUCCAACACAACCCCCGAAGAUGACGAGCUCAGGGACCAAACCACAGCAGCUGAAAUGAUGCUUUUCCUAGCCACCGGAUCUCCUUCACCCGACCAUCGAUCGAUCAGCUCGGUCACCCAUAACAGAUGCCAUCAUCCUCAGCUCCAACCGCAAUUCCGAACAUAA